Messenger RNA from Labrus bergylta (ballan wrasse), 6725 nucleotides. The record is from RefSeq and is a predicted model, not a curated record. Lineage: Eukaryota; Metazoa; Chordata; Actinopteri; Labriformes; Labridae.
UCUACGGUAGUUGAUUCAGUCAGUCACUCACACCGUCUCCGGGGCUCUCGCGUCGUCUUUGUGAAGUGCAGAGAGCAAGAGAGAGCAGCGACGUAAACACGAGGUUUUGGAGGAACAAUACGCGGAUUCGCGACUGACUCCUGGCUCAAAAUCACCGCUUAAGGAAGGGGUCAGCGAGGGACCGUGCGUGAGGAAUACAUGAAGGGCCAGGUGGGGGAGGGGGCGGCGACCACGGCACCAGUACCACCAAGGUCAAAGUUCACACAGACUCGCUCUGUGAUUGAUGAGGAUUAAGACGCUGAUUUUGCCUAAUAGGGAACACAGGAGCGUCCUCAUCCACUCUGACUAAAGAGCUUUUAAUGGCGUCCCGGUAGAGACAUCAAGAUGAACACGUUACCAUCGAUGGACCGGCACAUCCAGCAGACCAAUGACAGGCUGCUGUGCAUCAAACAGCACUUACAGAACCCGGCCAACUUCCACUCGGCGGCCACAGAGCUGCUCGACUGGUGUGGAGAUCCCCGGGCCUUCCAGCGACCUUUCGAGCAAAGCCUCAUGGGAUGUCUCACGGUGGUGAGUCGUGUGGCUGCUCAGCAGGGCUUUGACUUGGACCUGGGCUACAGGUUGCUGGCUGUGUGUGCUGCCAACAGGGACAAAUUCACUCCCAAGUCUGCAGAAACCAGCACCUGCAGGAGAUGUCAGAGUGACUCAGCCCUGCUGUCGUCGUGGUGCGAGGAGCUGGGUCGUCUCCUCCUGCUGCGUCACCAGAAGAACCGGCAGAACGAACCGCAGGGAAAAGUCCCCAUGCAGCCCAGCAUGAACAGCAUGAAGCCUGGCCUCACACACAGUGAUGGAUCCUUUCCCUAUGACUCUGUCCCCUGGCAACAAAACACCAACCAGCCCCCUGGGUCAUUGUCUGUGGUUACAACAGUGUGGGGCGUGACCAAUACAUCACAGAGUCAGGUGCUAGGUAACCCAAUGGCAAACAGCAAUAACCCCAUGAAUCCUGGAGGUAACCCAAUGGGAUCAGGUAUGUCUGCCAGCGCAGCAGGGCUCAACUCGUCUCAGUUCAACGCUCAGCAGCAACAGUUUCCAAACAAAGGCGGCUCCAACCAGGGGUACAUGCAGCAGGGCAUGUACGGCAGGCCUGGCUACCCUGGAGGUCCUGGGGGAUACAGCGGGAGUUAUUCUGGAGGGCCAAACGCUCCUCCAGGAGGAAUGGGAAUGACCUCCCACACACGUCCUCCUGGUGACUUCACACAGCCAGCAGCCGCAGCAGCAGCCGCCGCCGUCGCUGCCGCAGCUGCUACUGCAACAGCCACAGCGACGGCCACCGUGGCAGCCCUGCAGGAAACGCAGAAUAAAGACAUGAACCAGUAUGGACAGAUGUGUUCGUCGUUCCAAAUGGGCCCCACUCAGGCCUACAACAGCCAGUUCAUGAACCAGCCAGGCCCUCGAGGGCCCCCUGGAGGGAUGAAUCCAGCCAGCAUGGGAUCAGCCAUGAACAACCCUAACAUGAGUGGACCUCCCAUGGGCAUGAACCAGGCUCGGACCCCAGGCAUGGGGCCUUUUGGAGCGCACGGCCAGAGGAUGCCCCAGCAAGGGUACCCAGGUGGACCUCGACCGGGAAUACCCUUGCAGGGGAUAAAGAGGUCAUAUCCCGGGGAGGGGAGUUACGGUGGCCAGCAGUACGGGCCAGCCAGUCAGUUCCCACCUCAGCAGGGCCAGUACCCCGCGUCAAAUGCCUCCAGGCCGCUGCCGUCUCCUAAUUACCCCGGCCAGAGGAUGCCAGGACAGCCGGGCCAAGGACAAUACCCACCCGGCAUGCCCAUGGGCCAGUACUACAAGCAAGAGCCAUUCAAUGGUCAGAGCACCAACUUCUCUGGAGGUGGAUACUCUUACGGCCAAGGCAACGGGCCCCCCAGGCCCGGGAAUUACCCCCACUCCCCGGUCCCCGGAAACCCCACCCCCCCUAUGACCCCAGGAAGUGGAAUUCCUCCAUACCUGUCGCCAAACCAGGACGUGAAGCCCCCGUUUCCACCUGACAUGAAACCAAAUAUGACAGCACUUCCGCCGCCCCCAACGAACCCCAAUGAGGAGCUGCGGCUGACUUUCCCAGUGAGGGAUGGGGUGGUACUAGAGCCGUUCCGCUUGGAGCACAACCUGGCUGUCAGUAACCACGUCUUCCACCUUCGACCCUCCGUCCACCAGACUCUCAUGUGGAGGUCCGACCUUGAGCUGCAGUUUAAGUGUUACCAUCACGAAGACAGGCAGAUGAACACCAACUGGCCCGCCUCCGUCCAGGUCAGCGUCAACGCCACGCCCCUCACCAUCGAGAGGGGAGACAACAAAACCUCCCACAAACCCCUGCACCUGAAGCACGUAUGCCAACCCGGGAGAAACACCAUCCAGAUUACAGUCACGGCGUGCUGCUGUUCCCACCUGUUUGUGCUGCAGCUGGUCCACCGGCCAUCUGUGCGCUCCGUCCUCCAGGGGCUCCUUAAGAAGAGACUCCUUCCUGCAGAACACUGCAUCACCAAGGUUAAGAGGAACUUCAGCAGCGUUGCCGCGUCCGCAGGCAACACCACUCUAAACGGGGAAGACGGCGUGGAGCAGACGGCCAUUAAAGUGUCGCUGAAAUGUCCCAUUACCUUCCGACGGAUCCAGCUACCUGCACGGGGGCACGACUGCAAACAUGUCCAGUGCUUUGAUCUAGAGUCCUACUUGCAGCUCAACUGUGAGAGGGGGACAUGGAGGUGUCCUGUGUGCAAUAAAACAGCGUUAUUAGAAGGUCUGGAGGUGGACCAGUACAUGUGGGGAAUCCUCAAUGCAAUCCAAAAUUCAGAGUUUGAGGAGGUCACUAUAGACCCGACGUGCAGCUGGCGACCGGUCCCCAUUAAGUCGGAGCUACACAUCAAAGAGGACCCUGACGGACCGAUUGCCAAGCGCUUUAAGACUAUGAGUCCCAGUCAGAUGACCAUGCCCAAUGUGAUGGAGAUGAUUGCCCAGCUGGGGCCCGGGCCUGGUCCAGGGCCAGGACCUGGACCUGGCCAAGGUCCCAGCCCUUACCCUCCCCACCCUGGUCAACAUGCAAGUGGCAACGGGGGAGAUUACCCAGGAGCAGGCAACAGUUACCACAGCCAGGGGAACUUUGACUUCCCUCAUGUGAACCCCUCUGGUGGGGGAGUUGGAGGAGGCGGUGGUGGAGGAGGUCCCCCUUUGAAUGACUUCAUCCAUGGCCCCCAGCUCUCCCACCCCCCAGAUGGACCUGGCGGACUCCUCUCGCAGGACAAGCCUCUAAGCCACGGCAUGAGCGAUGUGAUGUCCCAUUCCGAACAGUCCCAUAACUCCAUGCAGCAGAUCUUGCAUGUGUCUCCCCACCCCCGCAGCCAAUCGGGGCCGCCCUUACAUCACACUGGCCAGUCAGGGCAGCCCUUGCAUCACAGCGGCCAAUCAUCGCAGCCACCUCGCCAGUCGCAGUCUCAGCAGCAGCCGGGGCAGAACAAUCACCCCCACGGCGAUCUGAGCUUUAACCCCACCUCGGAACAGAUGGGUCAGGGCGCCCAGGACAUGCCCGAACCCUCGCUGGAUUUGCUUCCAGAACUGGCCAACCCAGACGAGUUACUGUCAUACCUGGACCCCCCCGACCUCCCCGCCAACAGCAACGACGACCUUCUCUCCCUGUUCGAGAACAACUAGCUCUUCACUCCCCCUUUCAAAAUGACACCCUCCUGCACCUAUAGGAGUCGGGAUUUUUUAUGACUGUCCGUCCACAGACACGUUACCGACCUCCUGUUCAAGCUGCUUCCUGUGAUCACUCAUACACACGCACACACACACACACACACACACACACACACACACAAUCCUUCAAAAGAUAGCGUGUGGCAUAGGAGUAGACUGAAAAAAAAAAAGAGGCACCUGUUUGGGAACUCCAAUGGGAGAGAGCAGGAUCGCCGGCUCACUCCUCUUUUUUUUCUUUUUUUUUUUCCUCAUGUAAAGAUUCCACGCACCAGUUCCACCGCCUGACUCGAACACAACUUUUACAGCCAUGUUGGCGGACACUAGAGUGAAAUUAUAUCAAUACAUAUACGAUAUUUGUGACUCUUCAACUGAAAACUGUGCAGCUAUAAUCAUCAUGUAUAAACAACAUGGAGGAGAGUGUUGUAGCUGUGUUUGUUUUUUUUUUCAUUAUACUUUUCCUUUUUGUUUUUUUUUGUGUGAAAAAAAUGUCUUGUUUAAGUGUUUUUUAUUUUUUUUCAAAUGUGUUCUUCCAAAACUUUGGCACAUGCCGAUGACCCCCAAGACUUGUCAGUGUGUGUGCGUGUGUGUGUGUGUGUGUGUGUGUGACAGCUGAAUAACUGGAACCUAUCAGAAUCAGAGCACUGAAAGGACGAGCUAAGAUGUCCUCCGGUGUCAACAGAGGAAAUGAGUGAACAUUGUGCAAUGUAGUGUGUGUGUGUGUGAGUGUGUCAGACUGUGUGUAUACCCAUGGGUGUGUAUGUUUAUGUUUAUGCGUCCUCUUUUGUUUGCCUGCAAGGGUGUGUGAAAGACAGACUAGCGAGAGUGAGCGAGUUUUGGAAGGAAUGAAAGAGAAAUCAGUCCACCUCAGAAGCUCUCCAGCUCCUCUCCUCCAGCCUCUCUGUGGUCGUCGUUUUCAUUUUGUUUGUAUUUAUUGUGAUGUUUUCGCUCUUCCUCAUUGAAUUCAGCACCGUUUUCGUUCACAAGUGCAUGUGUGCCAAUGGCUCCUAUUGUCUUUGUCCAGCCUAAACAUGCUUGAUCAAAUUUGUUCUCUCUGUCUUUAUAUUUAUUAUUUUAUUUCAAUUUCAUGAUUUUUUUUUGUUUGUUUUUUUGUAAUCAUUGUGUGUUUUUUGUCCUUUUUUAUGUGUUUUAUCUUUGUCCUACAUUGAAAUUAAUCAGACACCCAUCACCAAAGUUGUCCCAAGGCUUUUUUUGUAAAAGGUGUUGGGCCGCCUGGAUAUUAAAUCGGUUGUAAGGGCAGGAUUUGAACAUCCUACAGACGUCAGCAGAACUUUUUAAAUCACUGUAUUUUAUACAAACGUCUGUGUGAUUGUACUGAUCUUUCCUGUUGGCGUUUUGUUGCUGUUGACCUGCAUCUUUUUUGGGGGGCAAAAAACAUCGUGCAUGAUCCAACAGUGUUUCCAGAGCUGUUGUAUAUACCCUUUGUGAAUACUUUGUGACUGUACAGUACUGUACCUAUCUAUUUCUGGCAUCUACAUGGUACUGUAUGUCUGUCAAAGACCUCACACACAGAAUCCCCCAAUAACCAGUCCGAUAUUGUAACUCAUUGAUCUAAAUGCACUUUUCACUGGCCUUGUAUCGAGUACCUGUGUGCUGUGUAUAGUUUAUGACAAUGACAAUGCAUCAGUGAAAGGGAUUAUUUCAACCGCUCAGCAGGCACGUUUUCAGAGUUCUUUAUUUUUUGAUAAACUAAUUGGUCAGCUUUAAAUUAGCUGGGGGGUUUUUUCCACUGUCUAAAUGAUUGUCAAAGCAGCAUCGAGGUCCAAAUAUCCCCCAAAAAUGUUUUCGCCUAAAGUCAUUGGAACAGGUGACCUCGUCCUUUUUAUUUAAAGUGAGAAUGUGCAAAACAUCCUUUGAAUUGUGUUGAGCCCGGAUAAUGAGCUUUUGAUACUUUGCAAAACAAAUAUGUGAACAUUAUUUGAGUAUUUUUAUUUUGUAAAAAAAAAAAAAAAAAAAAGGCUUUUUAUAUGAUUUUAAACUAUUGUUCAUCCUGUGUUUUUACAACAGGUAUCAUUUGGUUUACACAGUUUCAUGCAGUACAGUCAGCAGAUUUUAAAUAUACUGUAAGAUGUCGGAUACAAUCCCCCCCCCCAGUACAGAUUUGUUAUUUGUUUGAAGAACCAAAUAUGGAUUUCAGAAUUGAUCAAUUCACCUGCGUGUAACACAGCUGGAGGAUCCGAUUGUUUUGUGUCUGUUGUUCAUGUGUUUGUUCAAGACAAUGCACUGCCGCAUUGGGAUGUUUUAUUCCCCUUCACAGUUCCAGUACGUAACUGUAAGCUUUCACAAAAUCACGUCUAGUCAUUUGCGCGACACAAAUUGUACUGUCUGAUUGCAGACUUUGGAAAUGGAGGAUUUAAAAGAGAAUGAAAUUAAUGUUGUAAAAUUAAAUUUUUUGGGGGGGAGGGGGGGAGAGACCUUCCUGUUUGCAAUGCAAGUGGGAGGUUGUGGCUGAGGGUCUGGGUUGGGGUGUGGAAUGCAAGGGGAUACGUGUAUAUAAUGUAAAUGACAAAUAGAGACACGUUAACAGAAAUGUAUUCAUUUUCUCCAGGAGGAGUGUGCAUAGUGUAUUUAGAAUUUGUAAAGCUUCCAUCCUCCUGUCAGACAUUGAAUUGGCAAAAAGAGUCUUUGUUCGAUUGCGUCUGUGCAGACCUCUCUAACCACGCCUGUUCAUUUAUGUAAGAUACUUUAUAUACCCCUCCACGUGGGGUAUCCGAGAAAAAAAGACAUUUUUUUUCCUUUGUGUAAUAUUAAACUUCUGUGUAUUUCUCUAUUACCUGUGUACUUUAUAAAGGUGCUACAAAAUGAUGGAAGCCUUUUGAGGUAUAAUUGGGACUUGGAGACGUGGAGCUUUGAGUGGCUCUGAAGAGUUGUUUCCAAAUUUACAGUUUGUAAAAAAGAGUUUUGUCAAAUUUACAAUUUUUAUGCGAUUUGGCAAAAAAGAGAAGAAAAAAAAAAAGCUAUAAAGG